UGACUUAGAACAGUAGGCUACAGUCCAGCUUUUGUGGAAAGGAGCAGAACACUCAACAACUAACAGCUUCAUCUUCCCCCACCAGUAGUCGCUUUUGACAUUGAAAAUCUUGGGAGCAAAGAUGACGACAUCUGCAGCUGAAAUAAAGAAGCUCUAUGAGGAGCAGGGCUACCUCUCUGCAAUUCCUGUGCUGAGUGAGACGGAGCUCAGGGAGGCCAGACAAGCCUUUUCCGAAUUGGAGGAGAAACUUGGUACCGAGUACACUCAGUACAGCCUCCACAAUGUUCAUCUUCAGUAUCCAUGGGUGAUGAACUUGACCAAACACCCUCAGAUUCUGAAAGUGGUCCAAGCUGUUCUGGGUGCUGACGUUAUUCUGCUGGACUCCCGCUUUAUCUGUAAAUACCCAGCGCUAAAGGCAGAAACCAUCCAUGAAGGAAAUCAAAGUAAACCUGAUGGGAAUGAUGAAGGAGAUGCACUUCCAUAUGUGGCAUGGCACCAGGAUAUGAGGUAUUGGGGGAUUGAUGGAGGGCCUGUUCUCUCAGUUUGGCUCGCUCUUGAUGACUCUCUUAAAGAAAACGGCGCCCUUCAGGUCAUUCCAGGCAGCCACUGUGCCGGUAUGUUGCAGCAUCGCCAAGCCGUACGCCCUGGAAAUAUGCUUUCCGUUAACCAGGAGAUCCCUGAAGAGCUGGUGCAGGUGGAGGAAGCCGUGUUCUGCCCUCUAAAAGCAGGGCAGAUGUCUAUUCACGAUGGACUUCUUGUCCAUGCAAGUGAUUCCAACAUGUCUCAGAGGAGGCGCUGUGGCUUCGUGAUCCGAUACGUCCCCACCUGUGCAUACCCCAUACAGGAUUCAGAUCGCCCACGGAAAUUUCACGCAACCAUGCUGGCUUGUGGGAUUGACGAGUUUCAUAAUUUCUCUGACAAAAGAUCUUAGGAUUUGAGGAUGAACUAAGGCUCACUUUUAGCUCAAUGUAGUGCGCUUUCAUUGUUGUGUUCAUGAAAAUAAUAUAAUACAAGAUUUUUCAAACAUAUUUAUCUCUGUUUAAAUUACAAAUAUUAUGACUGUUUGGACAUUUGAGAAGUAAAAGAAAAAUCUUCCCUUGUUUAUUAUGUGUAAAACAUUAAAUAAAUCUGAAAAUUUAAAAGAAA
Messenger RNA from Oryzias latipes (Japanese medaka), 1146 nucleotides. Its product is annotated as L-threonyl-[L-threonyl-carrier protein] 4-chlorinase. The record is from RefSeq and is a predicted model, not a curated record. NCBI's taxonomy places the organism in Eukaryota, Metazoa, Chordata, Actinopteri, Beloniformes, Adrianichthyidae.